AUGGCUCCCAAGGGAAACGUGACCACGCGGUUGAACCCGCUUCGUCUCAACACCAUCAACCACCUGCGAGUCCGACGACCCAAUCAAUAUGAGCAGAAUGCCUGCGUAACGGUCAUGUCUUCGAUGCUGAACUGUUGGGCUUCCCAAGGAUACGGCGUCGAAGGAUGCGCCGCCCUCGAGGCGCAAUUGCGCAAGUGCAUGGAUGAACCGAAAUCCCACGAGAAGAAGAAAAACACCGUCAACUACCACCUGAUGAGAAUGUACCCCAAGGUUGUGGGUCCGCGCAAGAAGGACGGUGUCUUGGGUUAA
This is a messenger RNA of Penicillium diatomitis, 309 nucleotides long. RefSeq names its product mitochondrial 37S ribosomal protein mS37. Gene Ontology annotation, molecular function: structural constituent of ribosome. The coding region runs from base 1 to 309 and encodes 102 amino acids. Gene Ontology annotation, biological process: mitochondrial translation. NCBI's taxonomy places the organism in Eukaryota, Fungi, Ascomycota, Eurotiomycetes, Eurotiales, Aspergillaceae. The record is from RefSeq and is a predicted model, not a curated record. Gene Ontology annotation, cellular component: mitochondrial small ribosomal subunit. The transcript has 3 exons.